AUGAGUGGCAAAUCUGGGCAAAAUAACGGUAAAUCGAAAUUAGAGCAUUAUAGAAAGUAUUUACAAGAUAAUGGGUUCCCACAUGAGCAUCUACUUUCGGAUAAUAAGGAACCUGGGUAUAUUGUAAAGCACCAUGAUCAGGCUUAUUUGAAGUUGGGGUUACAGGAUAAUUAUCGCUUCAACGACCAUCAGCAGCCAUAUCACAUGUAUCUGCUUCCUUUUGCAUCGAGCUCAAUUAAUUUCAACAAUUCGGUUAUUUCUCAUGCUUUUUAUUUGUUCAUGACCAUGAUCCUGGCGGUAAUAAUCUUGGCAGCGUUGAUGUUUGGUAUUAGAGAGUAUUUGGUGGUGCUCAAUGGGAAAGCAAGGUCGGCGCAUGGUGAUGGUCAAAAAUUGAGUGAAUGGAAUUUGGCAAAUUUGAAAAGUGACGCAAAAGAGGACGAAUUGCAGAGUCUUGAUAAGGUGAUUCAGGAUGGUGAGAAAUUGCAAAUCGAGGAUAGUGAAGACUCGGGGCUAACCAAGUUUAAUGAUGGCUUUGAAAAUGUGGAAAAAGGGGGGGACGACGACGACGACCAAAACCAAAACCACAACCACAAUCAGUGGACUACUCCACGCAAAUACAAUUUGCAAAGUAACAUUGUAAGCCCCGUAAGCACCAUUUCCGAAAAAAAUACAGUGAGUAAUACUACAGCUGGGUUCAGUGACAAGUCUAUAACCAAAUAUAGGAAAAAAUACUUGAUGCUCUUGCCCAAUAUGGAGCAGCAGCAGAAACAUUUGUAUGGUUCAAUAACUCAGCGAUAUUCAAUUGAGGAAAUGAUGAAAUUAAGGGUUCAAAAACCGGUUACUGAUCUUUCUUUCAACACAUCUUCAGUAAAGCAAAAAGUUAGAAUGUCGCAAGUGUUGAGUUCUUCAAUCAAAAUACCGGCAACAAGGUUUAGAAACGCGUGGAACGCUUCCAAGAUGGUUGUGGAGUUGAAGUUGACUUUAUUGCAAGCAGAAUGCAAAGUAGAAAAGAUAUUGGCAAUUUUGCAAUUGUGUUCUAUUGCCAAGGCCUACUCGCUUUUAGAUAAUCCUACAAUCUUUUUGCAUGCUUUUAAUGAGUGUAUUGAGGAAAUUGUUGACUCGGGUGCAGUUUUUGAGUUGAUGUUUAUCUGUACCGCGACUCUUAAAACGUUGUUGACCGAGUGUUUGCUCUCAUACUGCUGGUCUCAUGCAAAGUUUCAUGAUUACGAAGCGAAAAAUUCCCAAAUUAAGCAACAGUUUAAAAAAUGGAACAUUCAUCUGCCUUUGGUGCAGACAAAAGCUACCGUUUUUAAGAUUUUGUGUAAUCUCCAAUUGGGGAUGUACACCGUUGGUCAGAGCCAGAAUGAUUGUGAGCUAAAGCUCGGGCUACUUGUGAGGACAUUUAUCAACCAGAGUCAGUGUAAUGAUUACAUCAACUACCUUCCAUUAAUUGCAAAAGCAGUUGACGUUGCAGAUAGGGACGAAAUUGUAUAUUUUUUUUACCAAAUCACCAAAUUUUUGGUUUUAAAACAUGGCAAAUGUUGUAUGGGAGAAUAUAUUCAAGAUGCAAAUUUGGAUUUAAAGACUCUUGUACAAUAUGGAAUGCAAAUAUUCCACCUGGAGCGGGUGAGACGUAAAACGCAGGAAAUUUAUACUAUAUUACGUGAGAGCCACCCGAUAGUUGAAUCAUGGAAACCAGAAACUAUUAUUGCGAAUCAAGAGAAAAAUGCAACAACAACAACAACAACUGUUUUGCCCUUAUCUAGUGAAUAUGCAGAGAGAUACUUUACACCAACUAUCAAAGAAGAAAAAGGCACAAAGAAGAAGGAUGUAGAGUUUGAAAAUUAUACACCAGACUCUUGGAAAAUGGGUCUACUAACUUCGAGGGAUGCCCGAACACCACCACCAGCACUAGCACCACCCAGAUAA
Lodderomyces oxycetoniae is the source of this 1929-nucleotide messenger RNA. RefSeq lists its product as uncharacterized. Bases 1 to 1929 code for a protein of 642 amino acids. NCBI's taxonomy places the organism in Eukaryota, Fungi, Ascomycota, Pichiomycetes, Serinales, Debaryomycetaceae. The transcript has a single exon. The record is from RefSeq and is a predicted model, not a curated record.